Messenger RNA from Olea europaea var. sylvestris, 1888 nucleotides. Its product is annotated as beta-amyrin 28-oxidase-like. The coding region runs from base 137 to 1576 and encodes 479 amino acids. Gene Ontology annotation, molecular function: monooxygenase activity; iron ion binding; oxidoreductase activity, acting on paired donors, with incorporation or reduction of molecular oxygen. NCBI's taxonomy places the organism in Eukaryota, Viridiplantae, Streptophyta, Magnoliopsida, Lamiales, Oleaceae. Gene Ontology annotation, biological process: sterol metabolic process. The transcript has 3 exons. The record is from RefSeq and is a predicted model, not a curated record.
UUUCCUAACUUGACUUCGAUAUUCCCAAAAUUAACUUUUCCUAGUAUCACUACAUAGUUUUGACUCUCUUUCCCUCUAUAUAUAUGUGUCUAAAUUCAAUAACUAAAUCAUCAAUAUACUAAUCAAAACAUAAGACAUGGACUUCUUCUUUGUGUCUCUCCUUGGCCUCUUUGUUUCCUUUGUAUUCUUCUCUCUUAACUACAUCUUCUACAAGAACAAAUCGAGCUCAUCUGGGACGCUUCCUCCCGGCAAGACUGGAUUGCCAGUGGUUGGCGAAACCCUAGAGUUUCUCACCACUGGGUGGAAGGGCUACCCCGAAAAGUUCAUUUACGAUCGGAUGGCUAAGUACUCAUCCAAAGUUUUCAGGACUCACCUACUUGGAGAAAAGGCUGCCGUUUUCUGUGGUGCUGCUGGUAAUAAGUUUUUGUUCUCAAAUGAGAAUAAACUUGUCCAAGCAUGGUGGCCUGCAUCUUUUGACAAAGUUUUCCCAUCUUCUAAUCAAACUUCAUCAAAAGAAGAAGCCAUAAAAAUGCGAAAAAUGCUUCCGAAUUUCCUCAAACCCGAAGCCUUACAACGAUACAUCGGUAUAAUGGAUCAUAUUGCACAAAGACACUUUACUGAUGACUGGGAAAACAAGAAUGAAAUUGUUGCUUUCCCCCUUGCAAAGAAAUUCACUUUCUGGCUGGCCUGCCGUUUGUUUGUAAGCGUCGAAGAUCCCAACCACGUUGCUAGAUUUGCUGAUCCUUUCGACCUUCUAGCAUCUGGACUUAUUUCCCUUCCCAUAGACUUGCCCGGAACGCCAUUUAAUCGUGCCAUCAAGGCCUCAAAUUUCAUCCGUAAAGAGCUUGUUGCCAUAAUCAAACAGCGAAAACUUGAUUUAGCUGAAGGAAAAGCAUCGCCAACACAAGAUAUAUUGUCUCACAUGCUCUUGACUAGUGAUGAAAAUGGAAAAUUCAUGCAUGAAUUGGAUAUUGCUGAUAAGAUUUUAGGCCUGCUUAUUGGAGGCCAUGAUACUGCUAGUUCUGCAUGCACUUUCAUUAUCAAGUUUCUUGCAGAGUUGCCUGAGGUAUAUGACGGAGUCUACAGGGAACAAAUAGAGAUUGCCAAAUCAAAAGCUCCAGGUGAAUUGCUGAACUGGGAAGACAUAAAGAAAAUGAAAUAUUCAUGGAAUGUGGCAUGUGAAGUGAUGAGACUAGCACCACCCCUCCAAGGAGCUUUUAGAGAAGCCAUUACUGAUUUCAUGUACAAUGGUUUUGAAAUUCCAAAGGGAUGGAAGUUAUACUGGAGUGCAAAUUCGACACACAGGAAUCCCGAGUUCUUCCCCGAGCCACUGAAAUUUGAUCCUUCAAGAUUUGAUGGAUCAGGACCAGCUCCUUUCACAUUUGUUCCAUUUGGUGGAGGACCUAGAAUGUGCCCAGGAAAAGAGUAUGCCCGUCUCGAAAUUCUUGUUUUUAUGCACCAUCUUGUGAAAAGGUUCAAGUGGGAGAAAAUAAUUCCAGAUGAGAAGAUUGUUGUUAAUCCAAUGCCAAUUCCUGCCAAGGGUCUUCCUGUUCGCCUCUAUCCUCACACAGCUUAAUUAAAUUCAAUUUCAAGUUUGAUCGUGCCUAGAAUUGCUCGAAAAGAACACCUUUUAGGUGCUUUUGAACACGGCCAAAUAUGCUUUCAACUUUUAAUCUUCUACGAAUUGUAUUUUUGUUUUCAGAGUAUCUGUAUUUCCCCUCGUGCUUUUCUUAGUCGGAUGGAAAAUAAAAAUAAUUUAGUUAAAAACAGAUCGUUUAUAUGUAAAAAAAGGGUAUUUUAAACGAAAAUAAAAUAAAAAUGUAACAGGGUUGUGAUUCAUCUUGAGCGAUGAAAGCGGGGCUGCAUCGAAAGAUUCGCCUAAAGAAAA